Brachypodium distachyon (stiff brome) is the source of this 1457-nucleotide messenger RNA. Its product is annotated as haloacid dehalogenase-like hydrolase domain-containing protein 3. The transcript is spliced from 4 exons. NCBI's taxonomy places the organism in Eukaryota, Viridiplantae, Streptophyta, Magnoliopsida, Poales, Poaceae. The record is from RefSeq and is a predicted model, not a curated record. The coding region runs from base 563 to 1342 and encodes 259 amino acids.
AUGUACUACCUCCGUUCCAUAAUUCUUGUCGAAAUAUUACAUGUAUAUAGACGCAUUUUAGGAAUAGAUACAUUUUUGGCAAAUUUGAGACGAGAAUUAUGGAACGGAGGGAGUACAUUCUUACAAGAAAAAUAAAGAGUUGUAAUGUACAUUUCUCCGUGCGUAUGAUUUUCAAUACUGGUCUUUAUGAGCGUUUCCAUAAUCAGGAGUUUGCCCAAUUGUUCGCACUUAAAGAUUUCUUGUAAAGCAAGUAGACUUGCCCUGCUCCCUUUUCUUGAGAAGUAGUGCAAACGGCAACAAAAUGUGGGAUUUAAUUAUUCUUGCUUGGAUUGGUCCAAGGAGUUCGAUCCAAUCUUUCCUCCUGGGAAUGGUAACCUGAACUCGGACAUGUACCGAUUUCAUAGCUUCUUGCUUGCUCCCGUCUUGCCCUGCAGAUCAAGGCACUCAUGUUAUAAGUUAACCCAAGAUGAAGAACUGAAGAAACGAUCUCCUUCUGAUUUCCCUUGCCAAAGUUCUCUACCACCGGUGCUCCAUUUGCAAUGAGGAGGCGAUGAGAUAGAUCAUGGCGCUGGUGUCGAGGCUGCGGCUGGUGACCGUGGACGUGACGGGGACGCUGAUCGCCUACAGGGGGCAUCUGGGCGACUACUACUGCACGGCGGCCAAGUCCGCCGGGGCGCCCCGCAUCCCUGCCUACGCCCGCAUGCACCAAUGCUUCAAGGCCGCCUACGCCGAGCUGUCCAGGACUCACCCCUGCUUCGGCCACGCCUCCGGGAUGCCCGACUCCCACUGGUGGAGGCUCUGCGUCCGGGACUCCUUCCUCAGGGCUGGGUGUGAGUACGAAGAUGACGCGUUUGAGGAGAUAUUCGGCCGGAUUUACUCUGUUUUCGCCUCCUCUGCCCCCUACACCGUCUUCCCCGACUCCCAACCUUUCCUGAGAUGGCUGCGCGGCGAGAAGAAGAUCAUGGUCGGGAUCGUCAGCAACGCGGAUCAAGGGUACAGAGACCUCGUGCUGCCAAAGCUGGGGUUCAACCAGGGGUCGGAGUGGGAUUUCGGGGUGUUCUCGGGCGUCGUGGGCGUGGAGAAGCCGGACCGGAGGAUCUACGAGAUGGCGCUGGAGACGGCGGGGGGAGUGGCGCCGGAGCAGGCGCUGCAUAUAGGUGACAGCUUGGAGAAGGACUACGCGCCGGCGCGGGCUGUUGGGAUGCAUGGGCUGCUGCUGGAUAGGUUUGAGACCGCUGAGGCCGAGCGAUGGCGGCGGUCCGGCGCGGUGGUGCUGCCGGACCUCGUCUCUGCCCGGCAGUGGCUCACCGCCACCGGAGAUCCACCAGGAAUAGCUGAGUAGAAUGUAUACGACGGAGAAAUGAAAUCUGGGGAAGAAACAUUUGUAUAAUCCACUUAAAUUUGGUUUCUUCUGUGAAAUCAGACUACUCAGGUUUAAUUUUUAAGUUUGACAUGGA